GAAAGCAAGCGAGGGAGCUAGGUGGACACAGGAAGGAGGUUGACGCGAUUUCCGCAGGCUCAAACCGGGGAAAGUUGUUUCCUGAAGUUGGCGCUGUACUAGAGCUCAUUUCCACACAAAGUCUGGCGAUUAUUUAAAAAAUGCCCUGCGCAAGGUCAUCGUCCGUCUGGUUUUGGUCGUGACAUUUUUUUAGCUUCUGAUGGAGGUUUCUGGCGAAAGAAGGAUGAGCUCAAAGACAGAAGACAAAGAAGCCAUCUUUCAGGCCCAACUGGCGGAGUGUCAAGCGCAGGUUGAACACUGGCAGGGUGUGGCGACCAUCUGUGAACUGAGCAAACGGGAGGAACUGGUGGAGCUGCAAAAACAAUGUGAUCAAGAGAUUCAGUCGCUUCAAGAGGCUCUCAGGGAGACAGCAGCACAAUACGAGUCCCGGAUAGCUUCUCUACUCGAGGGGAGGAGAGCAAGUAUUCAGAAACAGGGGAGUGGAAAGAAGGACAAAGUGGAUGCAGAGGUCUCUUGUAAAAACUCCCAGACAUCACCAGACAAUUUAGACUGCCAACACAGCGAGCCUGAACUUGCACCAGAAGGAGAAUCGCCUCCUACCAAUACCGAAGGAUAUUUUUCACUACGGAACUGCGACUCUGCUUCGUUAUCCUCGUUCUCAAUAGAUACACCCUCCCUACCUAGAAAGCUCAAUGCUCAGGAAGACACAGACUCUCUGGUCUCAACAGGAACUUUGGUGCCAGAAGCCAUCUACCUGCCACCAGCCGGCCACAGGCUGGUCACCCACAGUGACUGGGAUGCACUCAAUGCUCAGGUAUCGGAUUUGAGAGAAGAGGUGAGUCGACUCACGGAAGUGAAGGAGGAACUGGAGAGAGAACUGGACACGCAGACAAACCACACACACAAACAGGUAUCAGUGCUCCAGUCUCAGGUCCAAUCAUCCGAGGCCCUUCUUCAGGAAUUACAAAAAUCCCUAAGCCAGUCACAGACUGCAGUCCAGGGUCGACUGUCAGAGCUGUCCCUGUCCCAGAGAAAAGUGUGCAGUGAGCUGUCCAGGCUGAAAGGAGAGACUGUUGAGGAUGAGGUAAUAGGCUCAACUUCUUCGCUCCCACCGUUGCUGCAGCAGGCAGCCCAUUGUGAGGAACGCCUCCGUAUUGAAAUUGUCAACCUGAGGGAGCAGCUUGACAUCCGGGCAGAGGAGAAUGAAGUUCUCGAAGUGCAGUUUUCCAGUUUGAAAACGGAGACAGACAGGAUCCAGGCCCAGAAGGACCAGUUUCAGGCCGACCUCAUGGCCUGCCGCACUGAACUCGAGGCCAUGCGGGUGGCGCUCUCGCAUGUGCAAGGAAACAACAAAAUGCUCAACAGUGAUAAUGAGGCCUUGCAUCAGCAGUGUCUGGAGCUGCGCAGCCAAGUGAUUAGCUUGCGCUCUCAGGUCGACACCAGCCAGACUGUCCAGAGAGAUUUUGUUCAGCUCUCCCAGUCACUCCAGGUGAAACUGGAGUUAAUUCGCCAAGCAGAAUCUUUUGAACAAAUCAGGGAGAUCCUGGAUGAGGGAAUCAGUGAAGCCGAUUCCUCGCUUGCCGACUCCUUCUGAGUCUGCUAUCGCAAGUGUAAAGCACUGACCGGGCCAAAUGAUGGACCAAUGAAGCUCAAGUAAGAACAACGAUGUGAAACAACCACUGUUUUAAGUGACCAAGAGAAUGACACACAUCAUUUACUGACCAAAGUGAAAAUGCAGUCUGGCUGGCACUAAACCAAGUUCUCUCGGGAUGGGGAAAACUUUCAGAGGUUUAGGCGCUUUGUUUUCACAUUUAUAAUUCUGUAUGAAGAAUGUUAACAUAAGUAAUAAUUCCUUCUCAAGUAAUGCAUCAAAGGGUUUUGACACUAAACAUUAAGAGACAUUAGUGCUCUUUGUCAAACUUUUGUCUGUGACAAUUGAACCCUGAGGUGGCACCUCAGCAGUGUUAGAAAGCUAAUGUAUCUUUAAUGUCAAAACAAGGAGCAACCCUGUGAAUGGUGCAUUACCAUUGAACAUUAUUAACUAAGGCUAGGUUCACACUACAGGUCUUAAUGCACGAAUCCGAUUUUUUCGUGUUUUUCUAACUCGAGUCAGGCAUUACCCUGACGGUCUGAACGGGACAAGUCGGACAGAAGUGGACCCUUUCAAAUCCGAUCUGAGUCACUUUCGUAUAUGGUUCAAAUCCGAUCUGGGCCACAUUUUUUCAGAACGUGACUGGCGGUCUGAACUGUCAUGACUCCCAAAUCGGAAUUCAUGCAGCAAUUAUGUCAGCAAAGAGCAAUUGGCAUAGAGGACGGCAGCCAUGUAGGCAUUAGCGCCUAGCCUGAACUCUGCUUUUAAGCAAAAAACGUGCUUGACCACAGUCAUAAAAAAAUAAAAUGAAGAAAAGGAUAAGCCUUACAAUUUUCGAUUUUCCUUCUGUGCGCCGAAUGAGCAAUAUUUCAUUAUUGUACACAUGGCCGAGUCAGGGCAAACUGAUGCACCCACGUCAUUUCACGCACACACAUCAAUGCUCGUGUAUGCGUGUAUGCGUUCUAUCAGUCCAUAUAAACUUUGAAUAUAAGACUAAACGGGGAUUAUUAAUGUCUGUUAUUUGUGUCCUCUUUUUGGAAAUCAAAUAUGAUUGCUCUGGAAUCACAUACAGCUAGCAUGUGUAAUUUGUUUUGAUGCUUCUGCGCAUGCGGGUCUCUUUACUGAGCGCAUCUCGGACUGCGAAUUAAUGCGCAUGCGUGAUACUUCAACGGUCUCAAUGGACAAAGGCAGUCUGAACUGGCACGCCAAAAAAACAGAUAUGGCAAAAAAUUGGAUUUGUACAUUAAGACCUGUAGUAGGAACUUAGCCUAAUCGUUUAAAGAGGCGAAGUAUAUUGUGUGACUAGUUUUAUCUACUAUAGAACUACAUAUCUACAUCCAAUGAAACCAUUCCAUUGAUCUGUGAAAUCGCUUACGCAUUUUUAUUAAAUGGCAUAUUACCCAAAAGGGGUUUGGAAUUUAAAAAAAAUCACCCUUAUAUGUGUAAAUAUUUUGUAACAUCUGUCCGGGUUCUUUGGAAACAGGAUACAACAAUGCAAUAACGGUUCAAGAAGUGAUGCAAUACUUUUUGAAGUGUAACUCAUUUGCUCUAUGAUAAGCUCAUUUGUGUUGUAGUUUAUCACUGUUAACUGCACUCCUUCCGACCAAAAUGUUUAUUUUCACUAAUUAAUUGUCAUAACAUAUGCUUACUUAUUGAAUGUUCUUGAAUGACACAUCUUGAAUGAUACAUAUCAUUUUUGUUUUCCUGAACACUAUUUGAAGAAAGAAAUUAGAAAAUAUUGUCAGUGACCAGCAAUAAACAUUCCUCAUGAACUUGUAUAUUGUGUACUUUUAU
This is a messenger RNA of Corythoichthys intestinalis (scribbled pipefish), 3385 nucleotides long. RefSeq names its product rabaptin, RAB GTPase binding effector protein 2 (gene rabep2). The record is from RefSeq and is a predicted model, not a curated record. The transcript is spliced from 12 exons. Bases 200 to 1594 code for a protein of 464 amino acids. Lineage: Eukaryota; Metazoa; Chordata; Actinopteri; Syngnathiformes; Syngnathidae. Gene Ontology annotation, biological process: endocytosis. Gene Ontology annotation, cellular component: intracellular membrane-bounded organelle. Gene Ontology annotation, molecular function: growth factor activity; GTPase activator activity.